AUGAAUCUGAUCAUGAAACUUCGUAGGAGUUUCCGAACACUCGUCAUUCUCUUAGCCACCUUCUGCUUAGUGAGCAUAGUCAUUUCCGCUUAUUACUUGUAUACCGGUCACAAGCAAGAAAUUGCCCUCACUGAUACCACAGGAGAAAUGGAGUGUGAAGAUCUUAAACUUUUGCCCUACAGAACACUAGAACUUAAAACAGUGAAGCCAAUCGAUCCCACUAGGACUGAUGCUACGGUGUUGCUUUUUGUUGAAAGCCAGUACUCUCAACUUGGCCAAGACAUCAUUGCCAUCCUGGAGUCUAGUCGGUUUCAGUAUCAUAUGGUGAUUGCAUCUGGGAAAGGGGAUAUCCCACCCCUGGCUGACAAUGGCAAAGGGAAAUACAUCCUUGUAGUAUAUGAAAAUAUUUUGAAAUACACAUCCAUGGAUUCAUGGAACAGAGAACUCCUGGAAAAAUACUGUGUGGAAUACAGUGUUAGCAUAAUUGGUUUUCAUAAAGCCAAUGAGAAUAGCUUGUCAAGUACUCAGCUCAAAGGAUUCCCGUUACAUCUUUACAACAAUAUAGCUCUGCAGGAUUGCUUAGUAAACCCACAGUCCCCUCUAUUGCAUAUAACCAAAGCCCCAAGGGUUAAAAAAGGUCCAUUACCUGGUGAUGACUGGACAGUUUUCCAAUAUAACCACUCAACUUAUCAACCAGUGCUUUUAACGGAAUUUCAAGCCUCCAAAUCAUUCCCAGCAUCACUUCCAAAGCUUAAUCUUUAUGCUACAGUGAUACAGGACCUGGGACUUCAUGAUGGAAUUCAACGAGUCCUUUUUGGAAACAACUUGAACUUUUGGCUGCACAAACUUAUUUUUAUAGAUGCCAUCUCCUUCUUGACAGGAAAAAGGCUUACAUUAUCCUUGGACAGAUACAUUCUUGUUGACAUCGAUGACAUCUUUGUUGGAAAAGAAGGAACAAGGAUGAAUGUAAAAGAUGUGAAGGCUUUACUGGAAACUCAAGUACUACUACGCACUCAGGUUGCAAAUUUUACCUUCAACCUUGGAUUUUCAGGAAAGUUUUAUCAUACAGGAACCAUCGAAGAAGAUGAAGGAGAUGACUUGUUGUUGGGGUCUGUAGAUGAAUUCUGGUGGUUUCCUCACAUGUGGAGCCACAUGCAACCUCAUCUGUUCCAUAAUGAGUCAUCCCUAGUGGAGCAGAUGAUUCUGAACAAGGAAUUUGCACUAGAACAUGGUAUUCCAACUGAUAUCGGCUAUGCUGUGGCUCCACAUCAUUCUGGUGUCUACCCAGUUCACAUUCAGCUUUACGAAGCUUGGAAGAAGGUCUGGGGUAUUAAAGUGACCAGCACCGAAGAAUAUCCUCAUCUGAAACCUGCACGGUACAGACAGGGCUUCAUCCACAAUGGCAUCAUGGUACUCCCUCGGCAGACAUGUGGACUUUUCACCCAUACAAUUUUUUACAAAGAAUAUCCUGGUGGCCCUCAAGAACUAGACAAAAGUAUCCAAGGAGGUGAACUGUUUCUUACCAUCCUUCUUAAUCCUAUCAGUAUCUUCAUGACCCACUUGUCUAACUACGGGAAUGACCGACUGGGGUUAUACACAUUUGUCAAUCUGGCCAGUUUUGUUCAAAGCUGGACCAACCUGAAGCUGCAGACACUACGUCCAAUUCAGUUGGCUCACAAAUAUUUUGAGCUCUUUCCAGAACAGAAGGACCCACUCUGGCAGAAUCCAUGUGAUGACAGACGCCAUCGUGAUAUCUGGUCUAGAGACAAAACUUGCGGCCACCUACCAAAAUUUCUUGUGAUUGGACCCCAGAAAACAGGAACAACAGCACUCUAUUUAUUUCUCCUUAUGCAUCCCUCCAUAAUUAGUAAUCUUCCUAACCCAAAAACCUUUGAGGAAGUUCAGUUCUUUAAUGGAAACAACUAUCAUAAGGGAAUUGAUUGGUAUAUGAAUUUUUUCCCUACCCCUUUAAAUAUCACUGCUGAUAUUUUGUUUGAGAAAAGUGCCAGCUAUUUCCAUUCUGAAGAUGCUCCUAAACGUGCAGCGUCCUUGAUACCCAAAGCAAAAAUCAUCACCAUCCUCAUUGAUCCAUCCGACAGAGCCUAUUCAUGGUAUCAGCAUCAGCGUUCUCAUGAGGACUCUACUGCUCUCAAGUUCAAUUUCUAUGAAGUAAUUGCUUCAAAUGAUGGGGCACCAUCUGAACUAAAGGGCUUACAGAAGAAAUGUUUGAUUCCUGGCUGGUAUGCUGUCCACAUAGAAAGAUGGCUAAAAUAUUUCCCCUCUUCCCAGUUGUUAAUUAUUGAUGGACAGCAAUUAAGAAGUGAUCCAGCAGCCACCAUGGAUGGAGUUCAGAAGUUUCUGAGCGUUGCUCCUCAUUAUAAUUAUUCCGAUGCAUUAACGUUUGAUCCUCAGAAAGGAUUUUGGUGCCAGCUGCUGGACGGAGGAAAAAUAAAAUGUUUGGGGAAAAAUAAAGGGCGAAAAUACCCUCCCAUGGAUCAAGAGUCUAGGGCAUUCCUUUCAAAUUACUACAGAGAUCACAACGUGGAACUGUCCAAAUUGUUACACAGACUGGGACAACCUUUGCCAUCCUGGCUAAGACAAGAGCUCCAGAAACUGAGAUAG
Molecule: messenger RNA, 2622 nt
Organism: Thamnophis elegans (Western terrestrial garter snake)
Lineage: Eukaryota; Metazoa; Chordata; Lepidosauria; Squamata; Natricidae
Product: bifunctional heparan sulfate N-deacetylase/N-sulfotransferase 4
Exons: 13
Coding region: 1-2622 (873 amino acids)
Cellular component (GO): Golgi apparatus
Molecular function (GO): heparan sulfate N-sulfotransferase activity; deacetylase activity
Source: RefSeq, a predicted model, not a curated record